AUGAGCAAAAAUUCGCUGAAAAUCAAGCAGCAUUUCUCUGCGUCUCUUCACUCCGGUUGUCUCUCGCCUGGCGCCUUGCCGGAUCUUUGGCGCGAAACCGGAUACUACAAUCAUAACUUGAAGAGAAACCGUCUCCGACGACGAUUUUCCAUCUCCGACGCCACUCGUCGAUUUGCCAAUGGAUUCAGGCGACGAGAAGAUUUAAAUUCCAGGCAAAGCCGUUCUGAAUACACCGACGUCUUCCGAGGAAACCAAGAGGUGGAAAUCGAACUUUUAGAUGAUGUGGAGGUUAUGGAAGAUGUUCAGAUUCUGGAGGAAAAUGUGGAAGAGACGCAAUUCCCGGAUGACCUUCAGUUCGAAGAGCCGCUCUUCUUCGAGGAAAUCGAGGAACCGCUGCAAAUUCCAGAUUCCGAAAUUCAGCGAAUCGAUGCCAAUGACAUCAUCGAAGAUAGUUUCCUAUCGAUCAUCAAUGACGAUAAAUUUUCAAUAAACGAAUUCGAUCAAUAUUUGAAUGUCUCUCCACAUCUCCUACGAGGCCGUCUCCCAACAUGGUACUACUCGAGAAAGUUUACAAUUAAAAUCCCCCCCCCCCUUUGGUGCCGUCAAACGAAGCUAUUAGAACGCUACGGAUUCGGUUCUUUUAACAUUUUAAAAGUACACUUACGCCUUGUUAAAAAUAUCUCAAAAUUAUGCCAUAAUGUCAAAAACUAUAAAAAACUGUAA
Caenorhabditis briggsae is the source of this 723-nucleotide messenger RNA. Bases 1 to 723 code for a protein of 240 amino acids. The record is from RefSeq and is a predicted model, not a curated record. The transcript is spliced from 8 exons. Lineage: Eukaryota; Metazoa; Nematoda; Chromadorea; Rhabditida; Rhabditidae.